CCGGGCAUGCGAAAGAGGAGCCGGUAUAGUUACACGUGGGAAGAAAGGGCGAUCUACUACCGGUUAGGAAGGUAAGACCGGCGAUCAGUCGGUCACUCUGGUGUCUGGUUUCUCUAGGGAAGGACAGUUUGGAAGCAGCUAUUCCCUGGAAGAUGAAGGACUCUACUAGUUUGUUUCAUGGAUUCAGUGAAUCCAGGCAGUACCUGAGCUCCCCUCAUACAGAUGUUCCUGGGGACCACUUGCAGAUUCUGUGUGUUCGGAAUCGCAGGAGGAGCCGAAAACACCAACGUUGUGUAAGACGUAAGGACUUUCUUGAACGUGGACUUAUCGGUACAGAAGAAAUGGAAAGCCAAGAGUUGUCUCAAAUCAAGAUACAGACCAGUGAUAACGGAACCACUCCUCUCAGUUCUCAUCAGACAUGCGGUAAAACUCCUGGCAAAGAUUUGCGUUCAAAGUUUGCUAAACUAAGUGAGCUAAAGACUAUGCUAGGAGGCUCACUGCCAGGCCUGUCUGCUUUUUCUCCUGUGGGGUUGGUGUCCAAGGAUGUAGGCUAUGAUAGUGGGCUCUCUGUGCCAAGCAGUACCACAUCAAGCAGGCCCUCCUCUCCAGUAGCCUGGCUGAAACCUGGUAAAUGUGUUGCUAUUGACUGUGAAAUGGUUGGCACUGGUCCUGGUGCAAGAGUUAGUGAGCUGGCACGGUGCAGUGUGGUAAACUAUAGCGGAGAGGUUAUAUAUGACAAGUACAUCAAACCUGAACUUCCAAUUACAGACUACAGAACCCGAUGGAGUGGCAUUACCAAAAUUCACAUGAAGAAUGCUAUUUCAUUUAAAACUGCUCAGAAAGAGAUCUUGAACCUACUGAAGGAUAAUAGAGUUGUUGGACAUGCUUUGCAGAAUGAUUUUAAAGCCCUUAAGUACUUCCACCCCAGCGCCCAGACACGAGACACAAGUAAAAUACGCUUAUUAAAAAAAAUGGCAGGUCUUCCAUCAAAUCACAACGUCUCUUUAAAAAGCCUUGCGUGGUGUCUACUUCACAAAAGGAUACAGAUUGGUAAAAAGGGACACUCAUCAGCGGAAGACGCCCAGACGUGUAUGGAGCUGUACAAACUUGUGGAAGAUCAGUGGGAGCAAGACCUUCGGUUCCACUCUGAACAGAGCACAUCUACCAGCCCUGCCGGAUCUAGUGUGUCGAGUUUUAUGGAUGAUCAAUAUUGGCCACCUGACUUAAAUGAGAAUUAUAGAUAAAACGAGAACAGUGUUUGUGCUCUAGCAAUAUGUCAAUAAAGUCAUGUGGUUUAUUUA
Messenger RNA from Spea bombifrons (plains spadefoot toad), 1301 nucleotides. RefSeq names its product apoptosis-enhancing nuclease-like. The transcript is spliced from 4 exons. The coding region runs from base 153 to 1244 and encodes 363 amino acids. Lineage: Eukaryota; Metazoa; Chordata; Amphibia; Anura; Pelobatidae. Gene Ontology annotation, molecular function: nucleic acid binding; exonuclease activity. The record is from RefSeq and is a predicted model, not a curated record. Gene Ontology annotation, cellular component: nucleus.